Molecule: messenger RNA, 234 nt
Organism: Rhizopus microsporus ATCC 52813
Lineage: Eukaryota; Fungi; Mucoromycota; Mucoromycetes; Mucorales; Rhizopodaceae
Exons: 2
Coding region: 1-234 (77 amino acids)
Source: RefSeq, a predicted model, not a curated record
AUGAGUCUAGAUAAAAAGCGAGUGCAUCAUAUAUCAGCACCCAUUUCACCAUUAGGCAUUGCUAAUAAUAAACCGUUAGAUUCAUUAUAUGAAGAUUAUCCACCACCUGCCUAUCAGCCUCCUCAAGUUUAUGAACAUAGUAACCACUUUUAUCAUCCCACUCCUCCACCACAAACUGUCAUCAUUCAUAGACAACCAACAAAGUCAAAGGAUUCUUGUUGUUGGGGCUGGUAA